AUGUCUCCCAUUCAGUGGGCCCUCAACUACCAAAUCCGUGCCGCCAUUCUCACUGAACCCGCUCCACCGGGAGGUUCAGAGGGGAAGAACUAUGUCCCAUCCACCCUGCGUAUAACCCUUCUGGACUCCGUUCAUACCUCUCCGGGAUCAGGACACCCAGGCAGCCGCCGAACCCUCUCGCUCCUCCAGAACCGCUACUGGUGGCCCAACAUGGCCCGAGAUGUCGCCCCGGUAUAUCAAAGGAUGUUCGGUCUGUUCCAUCUCCACCAUGCCACAUCGUCUGCCCGAGGGAUUAACAAAAACACCUACGUUGCUUUCAAGCGAGGGAAACAUGCCGAAGCGUUGUGCAAAUCUGAUACCCGGUCUCCUAAAAGUUUGGACGGGGUAGUGGAAUUUUUUCUCUCCCCGAAACUUAAAACACAAGGGGAGAAAUGCCGGGCGUGGAUCAAGCAGUGUGGGAGGCCCCAUUCACAACUAAAUGUCGACAGGAUUAACAAAAACACCUACGUUUGCUCCAAGCAUUUUGCUAAUCGACGGCCUACCCCUGAGUACCCCAAUCCGAUCGCAGCUCUCCAGGGGUUACUUCUGAGGAGGGAACAUCAGGGGGCUUGCCGGAGAUCUCCAAGGAAAAGGAAGCCAGCACCUCAAACUCCACUGAGGACACAUUUCACAGUACAUCACAACAGAGUGACUCUACCUAUGUCUUCUGCGCACAUUACAAAGAAGUCACACCAAGGCAUUCCUGGACAGUCUUGGCAGCUGUUCUUUGCUGGACAUUUAAUUUCCAAAAGGCCAAAGCUUGUACCAUCUACGACCUUGCUGUCUGGGGAUGUGCCAAGGUGUGGAGCAUGGGGGUUCACUACAAAGCCGCAAGGGUAUACCAGAUUACCUGUUACGUUCGAGUACUGCUGCGCUGCCACAGGUUCUAGCUCUACCCCUCUCCUCAUUGCUUUGGUCUGCAUUUUGGAUGUGCCCUUGGUUCUCACAGCCAAGGUGUCAAAAGUCGGCUCUCCUAGAGCA
Messenger RNA from Sinocyclocheilus grahami, 1020 nucleotides. RefSeq lists its product as uncharacterized. The annotation marks the transcript as partial. NCBI's taxonomy places the organism in Eukaryota, Metazoa, Chordata, Actinopteri, Cypriniformes, Cyprinidae. The transcript is spliced from 6 exons. The record is from RefSeq and is a predicted model, not a curated record.